CUGUUGGGUAAGCUUGAUUGCAAAAUGGAUGAAAUGAAUGAAAACUUUGGAGGGAAGCUGAAAAGUAUUGGUGAGCAAGUGCAAGAGAUAGAAAAGAAGGUCUCAGUCCUUGAGAAUGAUGUGGUUGAGUUGAAGAGAGGAAAAGAGUUCUCGCCCGAGAAGGCAGAGUUGGAAGAGACGCCUGUUGAGGAAGAAGAUCAAGUUGCCGACGAUGAAGGAUCAAAAACAGGAGAGGCUGGUGGUGAGGUCGAGAAAGAUGAGUCAUGGCUAUUACAGAUGAAGCAAACAUCACAGGAUGAUUUUCCCAUUUCAUGUGUGUCCAAAAAUCCUGCGAAGAAAUCCAGAUUGUCUCUGAAGAAUAUUAAAAAUAUGCGAAGGGCAGCACUUGAUGAGAAGAAACUGAAAACACCCAUUACAAAACAACCAGUUGUAGCUGGCCUUGAGGAGACGAGGAAGGAACUGAAAUCCAGAUUGUCUCUUAAGAAUAUUAAAAAUAUGCGAAGGGCAGCACUUGAUGAGAAGAAACUGAAAACACCCAUUACAAAACAACCAGUUGUAGCUUGCCUUGAGGAGACGAGGAAGGAAUUGACGACACCUAAAAACCAAGGUGGGAGACUUCUUACAAAGCAAAACCAACCGUUAUCGUCGGAUUCAGGUUUUUCGGACCCUAUAGAGAAUGCGGCUAGGAAAAAUAUUGAAUUGGCUAUAGACAAGUUGUAUUUGUUGUGUAAGGAUGAUGAUAUUGGUAGUCCAAAUAAAAGAGAUAGAAACCUUGCGGCAACACAGCUUGACCCAUACAUUGGGUCAUCAGUAGUUAAGCGCAUUCUUAAGGGGAAGGUCCUUUCAUCAGCGCAUUAUGAUCCUUUUGAGAAAGUGUCUGCAGGCAAGGUUGACAAGUUAAUGGCUUUCAUAGACGAUGAGCUCGCAAAUGGGCUCGACUCCUGUGACUCAUCUGCUAAUUUUUACUUAAGGAUAAUGACACCGAAGGAGUUGUGGCCUAAGAAAGAUCCGCGAUACGGGUGGUUGAAGGAUGCACACUUGUGUCCAAUGAUGCAUAUGCUCAGGAAAAGGUCUAUGCAGACCGUGUCCCCCUUCUUAUCUGAUAGGAUUGCCUUCCUAGAUCCAUGGUUUGUCAAUCAAUGGGCGCACGACUACAAGAAGUUUGACUGUGACAAGAAUUGGUUGUUCCCUGAAUCAUACUUUAAAGUCUACAAUGGUCUCUACCCUAAUUACGGUAUGACGAAGAAGAGGUGGGUUGAUGAUGUCGAUGUUCUUUACUUUGCACACAACAUCAAUAAUGACCAUUGGGUAGCUGUGGUAGUGGACUUGGUGGGUCGACGAGUGAAUGUGUAUGACAGCAUCUGCAGUUUGUAUUCAGAUGAUGAGGUUAUGAAGUCUUGCAAGCCAUAUAUUCGUAUGACUCCUGCGUUAAUGCAUUCUGUUGCUCCUCCAGAGAAGAAAAAAAAAAUUAGUGCUCGAGCUUUCACGUUUUACAGGUCUAAAACGUGUCCUCAAAACCUUCAGCAGGGGGAUUGUGGUAUUUUUGCAGUUAAAUACAUUGAGUGUUUAGCUAUUGGCAUUUCGUAUGAAGGUUUAUCUGAUGCAGCAAUGCCUGCCAUCCGAUUAAAACUUGCAGCUGAGAUAUUCGAUGAGGUUCCCGACACUGAUUGCUUCAUUCAAAUGUCUGACCCUAAUCCUCGUGGUUCUGAGGCAGGUGGUGUUGAGUUUAUAUCACAGAGAGAAGCCUGUGUUUAAUCAACGAGCAGUCUCCAAGUUGAGUCCGUCUUUUUUUAACAGUUAAUUGUCUAACCAAGGUAUUAUGAAUUUCUGCCAUCAAACCCAUAUUCUUUUUGUAAAGCUAACAAAGCCGCAUGUUCUUCGUGACAACGUUUAGAACAUGCAACUUUGUCGUUACUGCCGGAGCUCAAAAUAGGAGCGUAUUUUUUUGUGUAGAUGGGUAUGGAUUUUGUAACACGUAUACGCUUGAUG
Messenger RNA from Camelina sativa (false flax), 1989 nucleotides. The record is from RefSeq and is a predicted model, not a curated record. NCBI's taxonomy places the organism in Eukaryota, Viridiplantae, Streptophyta, Magnoliopsida, Brassicales, Brassicaceae.